Molecule: messenger RNA, 1425 nt
Organism: Exophiala oligosperma
Lineage: Eukaryota; Fungi; Ascomycota; Eurotiomycetes; Chaetothyriales; Herpotrichiellaceae
Exons: 3
Coding region: 1-1425 (474 amino acids)
Source: RefSeq, a predicted model, not a curated record
AUGUUCGUUAUAGAUGAAGCUAAGUCAGGAAAGCGACGACUGUCCUCGCAAGUCCUCGAUGAUGUUCAGCAGGAGCAAGCAACGAAGAAACACAAACCAUCUUUGAAGACUCGUUCCGAACCUCAACAUCGUCCUCCCAGCUUCUGGGACACUCUAUCCAAAGUUUACCUGAGCUUCAGUGCCCUAAAAGAGUUUGACAGCAGAACAAUUCAAGAGACCAGCCAGCAGUAUUGCACGUUCAAGCCCGCCGCGGAACAUCCACAAGGACAGACUCUCCAACGGCUUAAGAGAUUUGCUCGGCGCGGUGGUCCUGACUUGUCACAUAUUAGAGGAUUUGCGAGUUUAGCACUUCCCGUCACCGAUGCCAUGAGCGAACCUUCUGGCUUGCGAGGCCGGAAACGAUCCUCCAACUCGUCGAAGAGAAGCAAAUCGACUCGAACCACAAACACGACAACCAAGAGUAGGAAUUUUGAGCAAAAGAUGCUUGACAAUGGUAUAUACCCUCCUGAAUAUGAACACCCGGAUGGAAGAGAACCGGUUGAACCUGCAAAUUUGGAAGACAUUCAGCAUGAGCUCACUACUUAUCGAGCAUCCCUCUCUCCGUCGCGGUUCAUUGAUGACGAUUUCAAGGCAUUUAAAAGAGCAAAUGCACGGGCGUCCGGCGAAGCUACCGGCCUGUAUAGGGAGGUGAGCGAUGCUAAACCUGAUUUGUACUACGGCGCACAACCUUCUCGUAUUGACCAACGUGUACGAGCCGACCUUGAGAAGUACAUCAUUCCCUCCUCCACCACCAGCCGUCCUGCAGCCCCCAAUUUCUUUCUUGAGGGCAAGAGCAAGUCCGGAAACGCCUAUGAGGCCCGAAACCAAGCGAUGUAUGACGGGGCCGUUGGGGCUCGGGCCAUGCAUAAACUUCAGAACUUUGGUGAAGAUGAGUCAGUGUACGACAACAAGGCGCAGAGUUUUAGUAGUACAUAUCAUGCCGGAACCGGAACGCUCCAAUUGUACGCGACCCAUGUCAGCCGAGCUGCCGACCCAGGAGGGCAGUCCGAAUAUCAUAUGACGCAAAUAAAUUCAUAUGGAAUGACGGGAAACGUGAAGACUUUCCGGGAAGGUGCUGCUGCCUACCGAAACUGCCGAGAUCAGGCAAAGAGCUUCCUUACUGAUGCCAUCGAUCAAGCAAAUGAGACUGCUCGUCGGCCGCCGCCUAAAAAGUGCGCAACCGAGAUCUUGGACAGCAGUACAUCCUGGUCAACUAACCUAAUUGACGCCUCCGACACUUCUGAAGAUGAGUUGGCUCGUAAUGAGGUCAGAAGGAUCAAACGGUCGAGACCUGCUCCGGCACAACCCUUGGCCACCAGUUCACCUAAAGCCAGACGAUCCGGUCGCACUUCUGAAUCCUUGGACGUUUUGGACGCUUCCGAAUAG